GCUCCCACCAACAACUCACACCCGACGAUGACCACCACCGAACCUCUCGUCCGCGUCGGCAUCGCAGCCUUCGUCUUCAACGCCUCGGGCCAAAUCCUCCUCGGCAAAAGAAAAGGCAGCCACGGUGCAGGAACCUGGGCCCUCCCCGGCGGGCAUCUCGAAUUCAACGAAAGCUUCGAGACCUGCGCGGCGCGCGAAAUCAAAGAAGAGACGGAUCUCAACGUGGAAGGAUUCCGCACUCUAGCUCUCACCAAUGACAUCAUGAGACGUGAGAAUAAGCACUACGUGACGGUGUUUUUGGGGUGUGUGGUUUGUGAUAAGGAUGUUGAUGUUGUGCCGAAGAUAAUGGAACCGGAAAAGUGUAAUGUGUGGGAAUGGACAAGUUGGGAGGAUGUUAGAGUGGGGUUCGAGGAGGAGGAGGAGGAGGGUGGUGAUGAGGUGGAUGGGUUGAUGAUGGAUAGGGAUUCGAGGAGGAGGCUGUUUACGCCGAUUUUGAAUUUGUUUCGUCAGUGGAGGGGGUUUGAUCCGGUGGUUAGUUAUGAGGGUGGUGGGGUUAGUGGGUAA
Molecule: messenger RNA, 564 nt
Organism: Aspergillus sclerotioniger CBS 115572
Lineage: Eukaryota; Fungi; Ascomycota; Eurotiomycetes; Eurotiales; Aspergillaceae
Product: nucleotide triphosphate diphosphatase NUDT15
Exons: 3
Coding region: 28-564 (178 amino acids)
Biological process (GO): dGTP catabolic process
Cellular component (GO): cytosol
Molecular function (GO): 8-oxo-7,8-dihydrodeoxyguanosine triphosphate pyrophosphatase activity
Source: RefSeq, a predicted model, not a curated record